Messenger RNA from Anolis carolinensis (green anole), 2795 nucleotides. Its product is annotated as thyrotropin-releasing hormone receptor-like. The record is from RefSeq and is a predicted model, not a curated record. Gene Ontology annotation, biological process: phospholipase C-activating G protein-coupled receptor signaling pathway. The transcript has 4 exons. Gene Ontology annotation, cellular component: membrane. Lineage: Eukaryota; Metazoa; Chordata; Lepidosauria; Squamata; Anolidae. The coding region runs from base 408 to 1583 and encodes 391 amino acids. Gene Ontology annotation, molecular function: thyrotropin-releasing hormone receptor activity.
AAGCCCUCGGAUCCUUCCUUGAAUCCAGCAAACAUCCCGGCUUGUAUUAUUUCAUUUAUCCCUCCUUUGCGAAUAUUGCAGCCUCUGCUCUCAUAGGUUCUCCUGCCAGGAUGGAGCUGCAUCAGCUGAUGAGAAAUCCCCUUUAUAUCACCCAUCGGUGAGCCAAAGAGGCUCCCAUUGAUGCUGUGUGCCGGAGAGGCUUGAAAUCCUAUUGAUCCCAAUGGGGGAUUGCCUGGAUUCCUAUUGAGUCUCCUUGCCGGGCACUUGCAGACCGUGAGAUCCGGAAGAGAAUAAGUGUUUUCCGGCUGAUGUGCCCAUCAUCAAUGGAUUUGGAGCAGAAAGGGAAGGAAAAUAAAUCCGUCAUCUCCCCGAAUUGAGCAUAGCUUCGCAUUGUUUUCAUUGGAACCAUGGAGAAUAGCAGCAAGUUGGAGAGCCCCAUAAACGUGUCCCUGGAUGCCACCGUGGGUCUUCUGCAAUACAAGGUGGUCUCGGUCUUCCUGGUCUUGGGCAUCUGUGUGGUGGGCAUCGUGGGCAACGUGAUGGUGGUGCUGGUGGUGCUGACGGCCCGGCACAUGCGGACGCCGACCAACUGCUACCUGGUCAGCCUGGCCGUGGCCGACCUGAUGGUGCUGGUGGCCGCCGGGCUGCCCAACGUGUCCGACAGCCUGGCCGGGAGCUGGGUCUACGGCCUGGCCGGAUGCCUCGGCAUCACCUACUUCCAGUACCUGGGCAUCAACGCCUCCUCCUGCUCCAUCACGGCCUUCACCGUGGAAAGGUACAUUGCCCUCUGCCACCCCAUCCGGGCCCAGACGAUGUGCACGGUCUCUCGCGCCAAGCGCAUCAUCGCCUUGGUCUGGGCGGUCACCUCGCUCUACGGCCUCAUCUGGUUCUUCCUGGUGGACAUCGCGGUCAACGCCGGCCAGCGGCUGGAGUGCGGCUACAAGGUCUCCCGCAACCUCUACCUGCCCAUCUACCUGCUGGACUUUGCCCUCUUCUUCGUCACCCCACUCGCCCUCGUCACCGUCCUCUAUGUGCUCAUCGGGAAGGUCCUCUUCCACAGCCCUGUCUUGCCACAGGUGGCAACCAUAAGAGAUGGCCAGGACGCCGACCAGAACCGGACCGCCGGACCAAGAAGCACGGCCUACGUCUCCUCCAGGAAGCAGGUGACCAAGAUGUUGGCGGUGGUGGUGGUGCUCUUUGCCCUGCUCUGGAUGCCCUACCGGACCCUGGUGCUGGUCAACUCCUUCGUGGCGCGGCCCUACCUGGACCGCUGGUUCCUCCUCUUCUGCAGGCUCUGCAUCUACACCAACAGCGCCAUCAACCCCAUCGUCUACAACGCCAUGUCCCAGAAGUUCCGCCUGGCCUUCAAGGGCCUCUGCAAGUGCCGGAAGGAGGCACAACCGAAGCGGAGGGCCAGCUCCUGUCUGGCCACCAGUGGAUCCAGUGUCCAGAAGGAGGUCGGUGUCCAGCGGCUGGAGAACGCCAAGGCUGGAGAAGCAGAGGAGAAGGACUCCACCACUUGGAGAAAACAGCAGUCGGCAUCCAGAGAAAAAGAGAAGGGACCCAACUUCAGCGUUCUCUAAAUAGGCCUGGGCCAAUUUUGGCCCUCCCUCCACGUGUUUUGGACUUCUCCAUCUCCAACUUCACUUUCUCAGCCAAUUCCCCGUCUCGGUCUUGGCUUUUUCCUCAUUGAUCUUGAUCUUCAGCUCUUCACCAUUUGCUUCUCUUUCUCCAUCUGCAACUUCACUUUCUCAGCCAAUUCCCCGUCUCGGUCUUGGCUUUUUCCUCAUUGAUCUUGAUCUUCAGCUCUUCACCAUUUGCUUCUCUUUCUCCAUCUGCAACUUCACUUUCUCAGCCAAUUCCCCGUCUCGGUCUUGGCUUUUUCCUCAUUGAUCUUGAUCUUCAGCUCUUCACCAUUUGCUUCUCUUUCUCCAUCUGCAACUUCACUUUCUCAGCCAAUUCCCCGUCUCGGUCUUGGCUUUUUCCUCAUUGAUCUUGAUCUUCAGCUCUUCACCAUUUGCUUCUCUUUCUCCAUCUGCAACUUCACUUUCUCAGCCAAUUCCCCAUCUCGGUCUUGGCUUUUUCCUCAUUGAUCUUGAUCUUCAGCUCUUCACCAUUUGCUUCUCUUUCUCCUUUAGAUCCAAAACGCAUCCUAGAACAUGUCCCUUCACAAACACAACUGUCUGUCUAUUGCCAGCCUGCUUCUGUUGACAUCCUUCAUGAUGGAGAUCUUCCUUCUUUCCACAAACCGGCGGCCUAUUUCGACUUGGUCUUUUCUCUCCCAGAAAAUAGCUUUUCAGCAUUAUUAUAACAAAUAAUAGCAUUGCCUUGAUGUGUUUUGUGUUUUCCUCCAUCCUCUGAAGUCACGCCGCUGCUCUUGUGUUCUACGUCUUGGAUGGCUAAGCCUGGAAAUGGGCAUGCUGUCUUAAAGGAAUCAAAUAUCUUUUUAAAGCAGGAAGAGUUAUAAAUCCAAAUAUAUUCGGCCCACAAGAGGUUCUGCAAAAUGAGAUCUGUGAAAAUGGGAUCGAGUUGGGUUGCAAACCAGUUGUGACAGCCUUCAAAUGAAAUUCAGAAAAAAGGGCAAUGCAAAAAAUGAAUGCAAAUCUGCUCCUUGCUGGGUGGAUGAUGUGUUUGACAGCAAAGCUUGAUUUUAUUUUAGGAUAUUUAAUUUUUGGGUGGUUUAAUGUGCCUGCUUUGUUGUCCUAGAGGUUCGAUUCUGAUAUUGUUGGUAACUUCUUCUGAGUCAUCUCUAGAAAUCUGGAAUUUUUUAAAAUAAAGAGGAAACUUUGUCAGUA